Messenger RNA from Carya illinoinensis, 1040 nucleotides. RefSeq names its product RNA-binding protein Y14-like. The coding region runs from base 135 to 767 and encodes 210 amino acids. Gene Ontology annotation, biological process: RNA splicing. Gene Ontology annotation, molecular function: mRNA binding. Gene Ontology annotation, cellular component: cytoplasm; exon-exon junction complex; nucleus. The record is from RefSeq and is a predicted model, not a curated record. Lineage: Eukaryota; Viridiplantae; Streptophyta; Magnoliopsida; Fagales; Juglandaceae. The transcript has 4 exons.
CUAAAAACCUAAUCAGAGCUGCAUCGAUUCAUAGCUCUUCACCCUCCCUCCACACCAUCACCAAAUAAACCCAAGCUUUUCCCUUCCGAGUGAGUGAGAGAGACACGCACAGAGUAAAGCAAGCAUUCUUCCUUAUGGCAAGCGCAGCAGAUGUGGAGGCUGUGGACUUCGAGCCGGAGGACGACGACCUUAUGGACGAGGACGGGGGCAUGGACACCGCAGCAGCCGACGCCACCACUUCGCCAAUGGCCCCUCUCCCGAAGCUCAAGUCCGCUAUUACUGGCGCCGCCUCCUCCUCUGCCGUUGCCAGGAAAACCAAGGGCCGUGGCUUCCGCGAGGACCAUCCCGAAGCCCCCGACCGCUCCACCCGCCUUGCCGCCUCCAAGUUCGACUCCCUCAAGUCCCCCGACGGUCCUGGCCCCCAGCGAUCCAUUGAAGGAUGGAUUAUUCUGGUCAGUGGAAUACACGAAGAGGCACAAGAGGAUGAUCUACAAAAUUCUUUUGGUGAGUUUGGAGAGAUUAAGAAUUUGCAUUUAAAUCUUGAUCGCCGAACCGGCUUUGUCAAGGGAUAUGCCCUAAUUGAGUAUGAGAACUUUGAGGAAGCACAGACUGCAAUAUCCUCCAUGAAUGGAGCAGAAUUUCUGACACAAACUAUCAGUGUUGACUGGGCCUUCAGCAGUGGAUCCUCAGCUAAUGGAGCGAUGAAAAGAAAGAAUACAAGGCCACCUCGAGAACGUCGCUCGAGGAGUCCGAGGAGGAGAUACUAGCAUGGCACAUGUUAUUCUGUGGUGAUGGUGCAUGGAUUUAACUGACGAGGGAAUCCCGAUGUUUAUGUCGGUUACGAGUAAUGAAAGAUUCCAGUUGCUGCUUUGAUUGACUGGAUUUAUGGUUUUUAUGCGUUUCGGGAGGGAACACUUGCAUUUCGUCUCCCUUGUAUGGCUUUUUAACCGAUGGUUUAACUCAUACACUAAUUUUGGUGAUCUGUGUUGCUGUUCCUACCAGGAUUCUUAUUAAUUAAGUUGUAAUCUGUGUUCUAAUUC